This is a messenger RNA of Erythranthe guttata (spotted monkey flower), 1688 nucleotides long. NCBI's taxonomy places the organism in Eukaryota, Viridiplantae, Streptophyta, Magnoliopsida, Lamiales, Phrymaceae. The record is from RefSeq and is a predicted model, not a curated record.
UGCUUCGUCAAAACCCUUUCGCCGUCUAAAUAGCAGUGUCGAUUACCAGCAUCUUGUUCUUCUUUGAGAUAAUAAAUAAAUUCCCCCUCUUUUCCAAUUUGUUAUGGAGAUAGUAAAACAACAGUACAGCAAGAAGCAAAACGCGGUCCCAAUCGAUCGACUCAGCGAUUUGCCGGACUCAAUCCUCUCUCACAUUCUCUCUUUUCUCCCGGCAACAAGUAAAUCCGUCGCCACCAGCAUUCUAUCCCGAAGAUGGCGGUAUCUCUGGUCUUACGUCCCCAAUUUAUUUUUUUACUACGAGAAUUCAGAUACCAUAAAUAGGGUUUUACUUCUCCGCAAAUUGCACAGCAUCAAUACUUUCUCUCUCUUCGAUUGCACCAAGCGCAACUAUCAUCAAAUCCAUACAUGGAUUACCUUUGCCGUUGAGCGCAAUGUGCAAAACAUCGAAAUUUACCUAACUGUUCAUCUCGAUUCGCCUCGAUGCCUCUUCACCUGCAAAACCCUAAUUGAUUUGACGCUCCACCGCUGCGGUGUCGUCCCCGAUAGGGGCAGUAUCGUCUUUUUGCCUCACCUCAAAAGGCUUCGUUUAAUACAUGUUAAAUAUGAGGGUGAUGACUCCCUUUCGCACCUUAUCUCCGGAUGCCCGGUGCUUGAGGACUUGGUACUGCGAUUGUGCAUCGAUUAUUGUUCCUGUAAAAUAUCUUCACCCACAAUUAAAUCGCUCGAUGUCAGUUGUCAUUUCGAUAAAGAAUCCGAAAAUCAAAACUACAACAAGGUGGAGAUAAACACCCCCGCCCUUGUUUAUCUCGAGUUGCUUGAUUACGCAAAUCAGCAUAUCAAAUGUGGGGCGCUAACCUCCUUAAUUGAAGCUGAUAUCGAAAUCGAUUGUAGUAGUAUCAACCCAGAUGACAGUUUUCUUUAUUCUCGAUCGCUAGUGGGAUUUUUUGAUGGGCUCUGUAAUGUUAGGUUCCUAAAAUUAGAUUUAUCACAAUGUACAAAGAUUAUUGACUCGGUAUUCACUGCAUGGACUGCAACAACUUUUCGCAACUUAACCAAACUUGAAUUAAUUUCGGAUUGUUGUUUUCUCUCGAAGUUCCUUGAUAAUGCUGAUAAUCUUGAAAUCCUUAUUCUCCAGAAGGUUUAUGAAGAAGUGAAAGGUUGGGUGGAACCCCAACGAGUGCCGGCAUGCCUAUUAUCACGUCUUAGAACUAUAAAGCUUGUUGGCAUCGAAGCUAUAAAGCAAGAUUUUGAAAUGAUAAGAUAUCUUUUGAGGAAUGGUCAAUUCUUGGAGAGGAUGGAAAUAGUGUAUCCAAAUUGCUAUAGUCCUGUGGAAAAGAUGUUUACGAUGUAUAAGCUCAAGCCAAUCUUAUUGUUUGAACGAGGAUCCACGGCAUGUGUAGUUACUUUUGCUUCUACGUAGUAAGGUGGCUGCAUAUUAAUCAUAAGUUGUAAAGUCUUUAUGUCUAAUUUUGACAAAAAAAUGCUGCUUAUGAAUUUAUGAAAUAUUGUUUUCUAAUUUCCGGAGGAAAAGAAAAAUAUGGAAAGAAGUGUUUUAGUGAUUGCAAUGAUGACUGUGAAAUGGAGACUUGGAUUCCCACUGCUGUUGAAAGCGACAUCCAAAAUCUUGAUCUUUUGUCGUGUAGAACCCUUGUUGAUAAAAAAGGCUCACGGUCCAUUUUCAGUUCAAU